This is a messenger RNA of Populus euphratica (Euphrates poplar), 1640 nucleotides long. RefSeq names its product TOM1-like protein 2. Gene Ontology annotation, molecular function: ubiquitin binding; phosphatidylinositol binding. The transcript has 4 exons. Gene Ontology annotation, biological process: protein transport to vacuole involved in ubiquitin-dependent protein catabolic process via the multivesicular body sorting pathway. The record is from RefSeq and is a predicted model, not a curated record. NCBI's taxonomy places the organism in Eukaryota, Viridiplantae, Streptophyta, Magnoliopsida, Malpighiales, Salicaceae. Bases 198 to 1430 code for a protein of 410 amino acids.
AAGAACAUCUGGAAAUUAAAACUGCCCAAUUCAUUCUCGAGCGGAGCUUUUUUUAACAUAUCCUCUAAAAAACUGCUACGUUUCCACAGGAAUUUCUCAACUAGAGCUUUCAAUUCUCUGUUCAAACCAAAAUUAGGGUUUUGCAAUUGCAGCUGACCUUAGCUGUUGAUGUUUGUGUUUUGAGCGUAAAAUAAGAGAUGGACAAGCUGAAAUUAUCUGAAUGGGGUGAACUGUUGAAGACUGGUGGGGCUCAAAUGAGUCGACUUGUAAGUGGUAAGGUGAAAGAAAUGCUGCAAACCCCAACGCCUGAAUCGAAGAUGGUCGAUGAAGCUACGUUAGAGACAAUGGAGGAGCCUAACUGGGGUUUGAAUUUGAGGAUAUGUGCGAUGAUCAAUAGCCAAGAGUUUAGUGGUACUGAGAUUGUUAAGGCUAUAAAGAGGAAGUUUUCGGGAAAUAGUGUGGUGAGCCAAAGGCUGAGUCUUGAUUUGUUGGAGGCAUGUACUUCGAAUUGUGAGAAGGUGUUCUCUGAGGUGGCGUCUGAGAAGGUGUUGGAUGAGAUGGCUAGGAUGAUUGAGAAUCCGCAGACGGAUCAGGGGAAUCGUGAUCGAGCUUUGCAGUUGAUUAGGGCUUGGGGAGAGUCUGAGGAUCUUGAGUAUCUGCCUGUCUUUCAUCAGACUUAUAUGAGCUUAAAAGAAAGAAGUCUGCCUCCACCACCAGUUGAAGAUGGUAGUCCAUUCCCCAUGCAGUAUUCAUUGGAGUCGUUUGUUCACCAGGAACCGUUGUCACCUCCUGGAAACUAUCCUAUUCCUGACAUGGGAUUGCAUGGUGCAGAUCAUAAUACUCUUCCAUAUAACUUUGGGGGGUUAUCAAUUAAGGAAAAGAAUGAAACGCUUGUAACAACUCGGAACAGUCUGGAACUUCUUUCUAGUAUUUUGAAAGCUGAAACUGAGCCAAAACCCAUUAAGGAAGAUCUGACGGUUAGCUUGUUGGACAAGUGCAAGCAGUCACAGCCUGACAUUCAGAGGAUCAUAGAAAGCACCACUGAUGACGAGGCAAUGCUUUUUGAAGCCUUGAAUCUCCAUGAUGAGCUCCAGCAAGUCAUUUCCCAGUACGAGGAGUUAGAAGCUGGUAUAAAAUCUAGAGAGCAGCUGCCUGAAAGUUCUGACAACAAUGCGGCCAGUAUGUUACCUGCUCAACUUGGACAUCAAAAUGAAACCAAAAUAGCAGAUUAUCCCAUUGGGGCCAAUAUGUUGGCCGCUCAAGGUGGACAUAAAAAUGAAACCAAGAUAACAGAUUCUCCCAUUGGGGCCAAUAUGUUGCUUGCUGAAAUUGAACAUCAUGAUAAAAACAAGACAGCAGAUUCCUACAAAGGAGAGAGUACAGAAUCUAGCAGUGCGAAGAAAAUUGAUGAAGGAGAAUUCAGUGAUUGAAGUGCUGUAUGCAGGGUUUGUUAAAAUGCACGUUUCGACUGUACUUUCUCUAAUCAUCGAUUUCAUGUGUACAAAUAAUUUGUUCUUUCCUUCUGUGUAGUGAUAAAUAAAUAAUCGAGCUGUUUCAGUUAGCUGAGAGAUUUUAUGUAAUUGAGUUUGUUAUACUUAUCUUCCUCAUUCUUUUCCUGGGAAUGAGUUCUUGGUUUUGUA